UAAGAAGAAAAAAAAUAAAAACUAUUUUUUAGAUUAUUUGAAAAAUACUCCAUCACAAAUUUACCACUACUCUUGAAUUUCCAUUCUCUCUUUCAGCUUCAUCAAUCUCACUAUUUCUUUCAAUUCAAAUGCACUUUCUACUACCAACUAGCACUUAUCAUUUCCUUUUCUUCACCCCUUCAUCAAUGGCUUUCUUUUUCACUCCAAUAAUUUCAACUUGGAUUCUAGUUACAGCAGUAGUAGUAAUCUUCUGUUCAACCUGACACACCUUCAUCAUCAUCAUUACUCCAUUUUCUUCACGUGCUUUUCUGAGUUCUGACACUUUCUUUCUUCCCUACCAUCUGGGUAAUUUUCACUCAUCACUUCCUUUCUCUUUAUCUUCUUUGGCUUUAUUUGGUUUCUCAAGAACAACAACAACAAAGAAUUGAACAAAACCUCCAAAACUUGUUCACUUUUUCUGUCUUUCUUUUGUUCUUCACUCUCUUGUCUCUUACCUAUCUAAAAAAUAUGCUUUUUCAAUGGCUAUGCAAAAAAAACAUAAUACUAUAAUAACAAAAAAACCUUAACUUUUGCUACAGCAUCAUUGUUAAGACACUGUUCCUACGACAACUCAAGUCUUUUGUAACUUUUGUUGUUUGGUUUUUGGUUUUUUGGUUCCCUGAUUCUGUUACAUGCAAUGGAAUCUUGGAGUUAUAUUUCUGAAGAAAAGGGUUAUGUCUCUAAUGAGAAUCAAUGUUCUGAAGAAAUGGGUUUUUGUGAAAUCUUAGGGAAACAAUUUUCUGAUGAUUUCAAUUUCAUUGGAAGUGUUUCAAGUAGGAAACUUGAUGAUAAAUUUGGUGACCCAAAUGAAUUAUCUGUAAAAGGGGAAACCAAUUUCAAGUUUUCAAAUUCAAACUCUAUGGUGGAAUCUAAUGGUUGGGAUUCUCUCAUUGAUUUGAAGCUAGGACAUUUUGGUAAUCAUGGAGAUGCUAUUAGUAUUGGUGCUGCAUUUUCCAAAGGAGUAGGAUCAACUAUUUUGUCUUCUUGUGAAUCAUCAAUACCUCCUAAGAGAGUGAGAGUGCAUUCAAUGACUGCAUAUUGUCAAGUUUAUGGAUGUAACAAGGAUCUUAGUUCUUGUAAAGAUUAUCAUAAGAGGCACAAAGUUUGUGAGGUUCAUUCCAAGACAGCUAUAGUCAUAGUGAAUGGAAUUGAGCAAAGGUUUUGUCAACAAUGUAGUAGGUUUCAUUUGCUGUCUGAAUUUGAUGAUGGUAAGCGCAGUUGCCGUAAACGACUUGCAGGCCAUAAUGAGCGUAGAAGGAAACCACAAGUAGGCGUUCACUCUGCAAAUUCCAGGAGAUUGUUUCAGCCAUGUGGUGAUAUCAUAUUUCAAGCAACCAAGGCACCACCAGCAUCUUUUAUCUGUCCGGAAGUGUUGCCAAAUGGUUUCUGGAGACCUACGAAAACAGAACAUGAAACCGGCUUUAUGCAUCUUUCUUCUGUGCCUAUUACCAAUGGACAUCCUCAACAAAGAUCUUCAUUUGCUUCGUACAAUGGAAAACAAUUUCCCUUUCUUCAUGAAAAUGUUGCCACAUCCACUACAGGCAGCAUGUUUAGUGAAAACAAUAAUAGCCAUUAUGUGCAUUCCGUUGGAGACACCUAUUUAGGAAGUGGAGAAUUCAAGGUUUUUCAUACAUCAUCAACCGUUCGAGGAUUAUCUGGAGCCUCAGACACUUGUGCUCUCUCUCUUCUGUCAUCUCAAUCCAAGAACACUUCAAGCCAAUCAUCGGGAAUUCCCUUUGAUCAGCCUUUGGUUAUUCCAAGCAGCCAUGAACAUCUCUACAGCAUAAGAUCACAGACAACUUCCUCAAGCCAAUUUUAUGAUAGAUUUCCAUCGGAAUUAAAUCCUCCAGAUGGAAAUCAUCUCAGUCCUAUACUGAUAUCAGACAAUAAUGAUAUUGUGAACUUUGAAAUUGUAGAUGAGAUCUUCCAAGAUUCUGAUUUUGUGAAUGCUAAAGACUGUCUUUCAUGUGAAGAUGAUGCAACCAUUGACUUACUACAGCUGUCGACACAGCUUCAACGAGUUGAGCAUCGCAGACAAUCUUUUCAGGUGAAGAAUGAGAGUGAUUCUUCUUGCACUCUCCGGAUUACUUAAGGUGAUUUGGAAUAGGAAACAAGUUGUGUAUUAUACGUCAGACACCUAUGUAAACCGGUUAUCAUAGACAACUUAGGCGACAAGGAAGUAGAAGCUUGAAAUGGUGCCAUUCUCUUCUUCUGCUAACUACUUUAAAUAGUUCUCUUGCACGCUGAUUCGGAUUAAGAACUUGUAAGUAGAAUAGCUGACUUGCUAAACAAGUCAGGCUAUAUCAAUAAUAUUUAUUGUUUUGGAAUAUGGGAUGCAAUUGUCCCUCAGUUUUUAGUAUAUAACCAUGAUGUAAUAAUAAUCAUCAAAAGCCUUAUAUGGAUCAAAGGAUGCUAUUUAGGGCAUA
Messenger RNA from Trifolium pratense (red clover), 2465 nucleotides. Its product is annotated as squamosa promoter-binding-like protein 6. The coding region runs from base 677 to 2131 and encodes 484 amino acids. Gene Ontology annotation, cellular component: nucleus. Lineage: Eukaryota; Viridiplantae; Streptophyta; Magnoliopsida; Fabales; Fabaceae. The record is from RefSeq and is a predicted model, not a curated record. The transcript is spliced from 4 exons. Gene Ontology annotation, molecular function: DNA binding.